Messenger RNA from Phlebotomus argentipes, 843 nucleotides. RefSeq names its product probable zinc transporter protein DDB_G0282067. The record is from RefSeq and is a predicted model, not a curated record. Bases 1 to 843 code for a protein of 280 amino acids. Lineage: Eukaryota; Metazoa; Arthropoda; Insecta; Diptera; Psychodidae. The transcript has a single exon.
AUGCUGAAGUAUUUCCCUCGAGAGACCCAACGUAUAAAACGGGGUGUGAGGGACUCUGGCAAUCAGUAUCGAGUUGUUCCAUCGGUGAGAAAGAUGGUGUCGAGAACGGCGAUUUGCGUUGGUGUUGCAGUGGCGUUGUUGGGUGUUGUUUGUGCCGCGAGUGCACUCAGGCUGCCCUACUACGACUUGGAAGUGGCCGGGUCGGGAAAGCACGAGGAGUGGAAGCACGGCGGCGGCAAGGAUCAUCACUCGGACGAGCACUCCGCCAAGGGCGAGAAGGGCGAGAAGGGAUACAAGGGCUCCCACGGAUACGAGAAGGGCGAGAAGGGCCACCACGACAAGGAGGGCCACAAGGGGCAGUACGGCGAGGAGGAGGGCUACAAGAAGAAGCACUUCGACGAGGGUGGCUACCACCACGAGAGCGACAAGGGCGAGAAGGGCGAGAAGGGGCACAAGUACGAGGAGAAGGGCAGCUUCAGCAAGGGCCACUCCACCAAGGGAAAGCACGAGAUUCACAAAGUGGAUGAAUUCAAGAAGGACAAGAAGUUCUACGACGAGGAUCACGAUGAAGGAUUCGAGGAGAAGCACGGAGACUUCCACGAGGAUCAUGGCUACAAGAAGGGCGGAUCGCACAAGAAGGGCCACCACAAGUCCGGCAAGCACCACGAUCACUACGGCAAGAAGGGCAGCCACAAGAAGGGACACCACCACCACGACCACUCCGGCCACAAGGGCGAGAAGGGACACGAUGAGCACCACUCGCACAAGUCAGAGUAUGGCAAGAAGGGCGGCAGCGACCAUCACAAGAAGUUUGGACACAAGAAAGGCCAUGGACACCACUAA